This is a messenger RNA of Actinia tenebrosa (Australian red waratah sea anemone), 1003 nucleotides long. RefSeq names its product protein BTG1. Gene Ontology annotation, cellular component: nucleus; cytoplasm. NCBI's taxonomy places the organism in Eukaryota, Metazoa, Cnidaria, Anthozoa, Actiniaria, Actiniidae. The record is from RefSeq and is a predicted model, not a curated record.
AAUAAUUUCCGCGCAAAGGAAAAUCAUAUGAAAAACAAUUCAAGGAGCGUGACUCGAGUCACAGAAAAGCGAUUUUUUUCGUUCUAAUCGCAAAACUAAAGAUCUUUGCGAAGAAUAGAGAAGAGUUGAAAGGAUAUUUGGAAGAUCGAAGGCAGUUGAAUUGAAAGAAGGACGCAAAUUGACCGAAUUUUGGACGCAUUUCUAUCGCUUCAAAACAAAACAAGACGACCGCGUAUAAGGAAAGUGAAGCAACUCGAACAUUUCUUAACACGUACUAAAGAUGAAGAAAGAAGUGAAUACAGCGUGUAGAUUCCUUUUCCUAAUGCUAAGACGAACCAGUCAAAUUAGUGAACCUCGACUGGAGAAAUUUCGAUCGACAAUGGAAGAGCUUUUAUGCGAAAGGUACAAGACGCACUGGCAUCCGAAUAACCCUUUGUUGGGAAGUGGAUUUCGAUGUAUCCGCAUAAACCAUAGUAUGGACCCCAUCAUUGUCGCUGCUGCUCGUUUGGUGGGAGUCUCGCACGCCGAACUUAAAGCUUUCCCCGAAGAAUUAACCGUUUGGAUCGACCCCAACGAUGUGUGCUUUAGAAUAGGUGAAAAUGGCUCCAUCUGCGACGUGAACGAAGAUGUCCUUCGAGACAUGACGGGCCGAAAGGAAAGAACCCCACGAAAUCAAGAGAGGCUAAACAACAUACGAAAGAAGGAAAGUAUGCUUCACUCAAAUAGGGACAUUAUGCCAGUUCAAACCUGUGUUCAGUGCUAGAUAAUCGAGAAAUAUUAGCCUACUAAGAUUAAUAUGUACAGAUUCAAUGUAAAGUUUGAAAAUAAGUCGAAAUUGUUUGUAAAAAAAGCCCUACUGGUUGCAGUUGCUGCAAUCUGUGGAGUUUGUAACAUAAGGUUGUAUUUUUAAAUGUAUAAAAAGAGAGAAUUUCUAAGAAUCUGUACAGCCUUUUCGUCAGAUUUCAAUAAAUUGGAAAAAAAAUUGGUUUUAACAAGGAAAAUA